This is a messenger RNA of Notothenia coriiceps (black rockcod), 552 nucleotides long. Its product is annotated as ribosomal L1 domain-containing protein 1-like. Bases 37 to 456 code for a protein of 139 amino acids. The transcript has 4 exons. The record is from RefSeq and is a predicted model, not a curated record. NCBI's taxonomy places the organism in Eukaryota, Metazoa, Chordata, Actinopteri, Perciformes, Nototheniidae.
ACCAACGAAGAAGAAAAAGGAAUCUACCCAUUGCGCAUGCGUGUGGAGUUUACACGUGAAGCAGACAGCAUGGCGGAGACAGCAGAAGUUGCGAUAGACCGGACCCAGGUGAAAAAGGCCGUCCAGGCUUUGCAGGCUUUCCUGAAAACCAAGUCCACCGGGGACUCUCUGUUCCUGGACGACACUCAGCAGAUCAGCCUGCUCUUCACCCUCUGGAAGAUCCCCCCGAAAGCACAGACCAUCCGCAUUCCCGUUGCCCCAUGGCCAGCGCGGACACAGAGGAGGUUGCCUCUUCACUUCAGAGACGAGCUCCAACAUGACCUCAGAUUCAGACCGAUCAGGUUUUAUAAGCCAAGCUGCUUGCAGAGAAGGGAGGAAGAACAUCAACAGAGGUCAUACCCGUAUAAGGUCCUGAGGACGAGUACAAACCUCCCGAAGCGAAGCGCCGCCUGCUGAGUAUCUUCGACCAUGUUCCUCCAAUAUAUACACAGAACGACCAGCGUCCCGCGCCUGCCUGCCGUGUCUCACCCUCGGAAACACUUUUCCUACCAG